CUCGAGUUUAGUAUCUCUCACACUUCGCUCACUCAAUUACAUUAUCUCUCAAAACUCUCUACGCAAGCAACAAUGUCGAGAACAGCUUUGCUUUUUGCGCUCUCUGUAAUCCUCCCUGCGCUUAUGGUUAGCGCCGGCCGCCCGACCAGAAACCCCUUCAUAGUGAAAGGGAAAGUUUACUGCGACACCUGCCGCGCCGGUUUCGAGACCUCCGCCACCACCUACAUUCCGGGUGCCAAGGUUAGGGUGGAAUGUAAAGACCGAAAAUCAAUGCAACUUGUAUACAGCAAGGAGGGGACAACCGACUCCACUGGAACCUAUAGCAUCUUGGUCACCGAAGACCAUGAGGACCAGCUUUGUGAUGCCAUGCUCGUUAGCAGCCCCCAGCACGGCUGUGCAACAGCAUCCCCAGGGCGUGACCGUGCCCGCGUCAUCCUCACCGGCUACAAUGGUAUGGCUUCCAACAAUCGUUUUGUCAAUGCAAUGGGCUUCACAAAGGAGAGAGCCUUGUCUGGAUGUGCCGAGGUUCUCAAGCAAUAUCAGGAGGAUGAUGAGUAGAUCUGUUUCAAGUUCCUCAGUGUAGUUAUUUUGCCAUGCUUCUUCUAGUAUGUAUUUACUUGUAUCUUGAUGGAUUGCUUUCACGAUACCUAGUGUGAGUUCAUUAUCUUCGUUGAUUGGACCCUACCGCCACUUAAAUUAUGCUUGGAUUCUUUAACUUUAUGAAGUGUUGUGAUUUGUUGCUAA
Molecule: messenger RNA, 744 nt
Organism: Carya illinoinensis
Lineage: Eukaryota; Viridiplantae; Streptophyta; Magnoliopsida; Fagales; Juglandaceae
Product: protein DOWNSTREAM OF FLC-like
Exons: 2
Coding region: 73-558 (161 amino acids)
Source: RefSeq, a predicted model, not a curated record